CCUCGCCGAGAGACGGAAGCCGGCGGGGUCCGGGCAGGUCCUGGGAGCUCGCAGAGCGCAGGAUGAGCGACUCCAAGGUGAAGGUGGCCGUGCGGAUCCGGCCCAUGAACAAGAGAGAAUUUGACCUUCACACAAAAUGUGUCGUCGACGUGGAGAAAGAUCAGGUCAUCCUUUACCCCGCCAACAGCAACCUCUCCAAGGGGGAUGCCAGGAGCCAGCCGAAAGUUUUUGCGUACGAUCACUGCUUCUGGUCUAUGGACGAGUCUGUCACGGAGAAGUUUGCCGGACAAGAUGUUGUUUUCCAGUGCCUUGGUGAGAAUAUUCUCCAGAAUGCCUUUGAGGGGUACAAUGCCUGUAUCUUUGCCUACGGUCAAACCGGUUCAGGGAAGUCCUACACAAUGAUGGGCACAGCGGACCAGCCCGGCCUGAUCCCCAGACUGUGCAGCACCCUCUUCGAGAGAACUCAAAAAGCUGAGAACGAUGAAUUGAGCUUUAAAGUGGAAGUUUCUUAUAUGGAAAUCUACAAUGAGAAAGUCCGCGAUCUGCUCGACCCCAAAGGAAGCAGACAGUCGCUCAAAGUUCGGGAGCACAAAGUUCUCGGUCCGUAUGUCGAUGGACUGUCUAAACUGGCGGUCUCCAGUUACAAGGAUAUUGAGUCUUUAAUGUCAGAAGGGAACAAAUCCCGCACGGUGGCAGCGACCAACAUGAACGAGGAGAGCAGCCGGUCACAUGCGGUUUUCAACAUCAUCCUCACACACACCAUCAGCGACGUACAGUCUGGGACCUCAGGUGAGAAGGUGAGCAAGCUGAGCCUGGUGGAUUUAGCCGGGAGCGAGAGAGCCACAAAGACUGGAGCAGCCGGGGAGCGACUGAAAGAAGGGAGCAACAUUAACAAGUCCCUCACCACCCUGGGGCUGGUCAUCUCCGCGCUGGCAGACCAAGGGGCUGGCAAGAAUAAGAAUAAGUUUGUUCCGUAUCGGGACUCUGUGUUAACGUGGCUGCUGAAAGACAGUCUGGGUGGCAACAGCAAGACCGCCAUGGUCGCGACGGUCAGCCCAGCUGCCGAUAACUACGACGAGACCCUUUCCACACUGCGGUACGCCGACCGGGCCAAAAACAUAGUCAAUCACGCCGUGGUGAAUGAAGACCCCAACGCCCGCAUAAUCCGGGAGCUGCGCGAGGAGGUGGAGAAGCUGAGGGAUCAGCUGACGCAGGCCGAGUCCAUGAAAGCCCCGGAGCUGAAGGAACGGUUACAGGAGUCAGAGAAGCUCAUCCAAGAGAUGACUGUUACAUGGGAGGAGAAGCUGCGGAAGACGGAGGAGAUCGCUCAGGAGCGGCAGAAGCAGCUGGAAAGUCUUGGAAUUUCACUGCAAUCCUCAGGGAUUAAAGUCGGAGAUAAUAAAUGUUUCUUAGUUAAUUUAAAUGCAGAUCCUGCCCUCAAUGAACUUCUGGUUUAUUAUCUUAAGGACCACACGCUCAUAGGAUCUGACAACUCGCAGGACAUCCAGCUCUGUGGGAUGGGAAUCCUCCCCGAACACUGCCUCGUAGAUAUUUCCACCGAAGGACAAGUCAUAUUAACGCCAAUGAAAAACGCCAGGACGUUAGUAAAUGGCUCAGUGGUCACCCAGCCCACCCAGCUGCAGCACGGGGACCGCAUUCUCUGGGGCAACAAUCACUUUUUAAGGAUAAGUUUACCAAAGAAGAAGAAGGCGGAGCGGGAGGACGAGGAGCGGGAUACCAGUAUGCGCAACAGCAGCAGCUUCGAGCAACUGGACGCCGACGGGGACUCAUCCAGUGAGGUCUCCAGCGAGGUCAACUUCAACUAUGAGUACGCCCAGAUGGAGGUCAUGAUGAAGACUCUAGGAAAUAACGAUCCCAUGCAAUCAUUGCUGCAGACCAUGGAGCAGCAGCAUGAAGAGGAGAAGCGCACAGCGCUGGAGCGCCAGAGGCUGAUGUAUGAGCAUGAGCUGGAGCAGCUGCGCAGGAGGCUGUCCCCAGAAAAGCAGCAUUAUCGCAGCUCCGACAGGUUCUCCUUUGGGUCACCCAAUGCCCAACAGCGCAUCAGGCAGUGGACUGAAGAGAGGGAGGUGAUGCUACAUCACAGCUUAUCCAAGCUCCGGGAACAGAUCGCCAAAGCAAACAUGUAUGUCCAGGAGGCCAAUUUCAUUGCUGAUGAGAUGGACAAGAGGACAGAGUACAAAGUGACCCUACAGAUCCCGGCGUCCAGCCUGAACGCCAACAGGAAGCGUGGGGAAGUUCUGAGUGAACCGGCCAUCCAAGUGAGGAGGAAGGGGAAAGGCAAACAGAUCUGGUCCCUGGAGAAGCUGGAGAACCGUCUGGUAGACAUCAGAGACCUCUACCAAGAGUGGAAAGCGUGUGAAGAGGACAGUCCUGUGAUCAGGGCGUACUUCCGUCGUGCCGACCCUUUCUAUGACGAGCAGGAGAAUCACAGUCUCAUUGGGGUUGCCAAUGUGUUUUUGGAGUCCCUCUUCCAUGAUGUGAAGCUGCAGUAUGCGGUGCCCAUCAUCAAUCAGAAAGGAGAGAUCUCAGGGCGUCUGCACGUGGAGGUUGUCCGGGUCAGUGGGGACAUCGAUGAGCGGAUAGCCGGUGGCGAGGACGGAGAUGCAUCCAGCGACAGCAAAACUCAGGAGCGCAAGCUAGUCUGUAUGGUUAAAGUCCUACAGGCCACUGGUUUGCCACAACAUCUUACCAACUUUGUCUUCUGCCAUUAUACUUUCUAUGAUGAACCGGAGCCGAUCAUUGUGGCCCCUGAAGUUGACCCUAGUACAUCGUCUCCUAUCAGUAAGGAGCCCCAGUGCAUGGUCGUCUUUGAUCACAGUAAAGAGUUUUCCGUUAACAUCACAGAAGAUUUCCUGGAUUAUUUAGUCGAGGGUGCUUUGGCCAUUGAAGUUUAUGGACACAAAGCGAGUGACCCACGUAAGAAUCCUGCCCUGUGGGAUCUGGGAAUUAUCCAGGCGAAAACGCGUAGCUUGCGAGACAGGUGGAGUGAGGUCACCCGGAAGGUUGAAUUGUGGGUCCAGAUCUUAGAACUGAAUGAAAAUGGAGAGUUCUGUCCUGUUGAAGUCAGUGCAGCCAAAGAUGUUCAAACAGGAGGCAUCUACCAGCUGAGACAGGGUCAGUCUCGGCGUCUGCAGGUGGAGGUGCGAUCCGUGCAAGACUCGGGAACACUGCCUCUUAUAGAAGACUCCAUACUGUCCGUGUCUGUGGGUUGUGUGAAAAUAGCGCAUACCAAGACUGGCAGGAGUCAAGAUGGGCAUCAGGAUGGCGGAGAGGACAUUGACAGCUACCAGGACCGGGAUUUGGACAGACUGAAGAGGAAAUGGUUGAACGCUCUGACCAAGCGCCAGGAGUACUUAGACCAGCAGCUGCAGAAGCUCGUCAGCAGACAAGAUAAGACUGAAGAUGAUUCAGAACGCGAGGCCCAGCUCCUGGAGAUGAGACUGACUCUGACUGAAGAGAGGAACUCCGUCCUGGUCCCCUCCGCAGGGAGCGGCAUUCCUGGAGCGCCAGCUAAUUGGACUCCAGUGUCAGGGAUGGAAACUCAUAUACCUGUUAUUUUCCUGGAUCUUAAUGCGGACGAUUUUAGCUCCCAGGACAACCUUGAUGAACCAGAAGCGGCCGGGUGGGACGCAACACUGACCAGUGAAGAGGAAGACGAGUUCUUUGAUCUACAGAUUGUCAAACAUCAUGACACAGAGGUGAAGGCUGAAGCCUCGUGGGAUUGCACCGUCCACAACUGCCCCCAGCUUAGUAAAGGAUCCUCAGCGGAUGAGCGGGUUUUCCUUAUCGUGCGAGUAACGGUUCAGCUCAGCCAUCCCGCCGAGAUGCAGCUGGUUCUGCGGAAGCGGAUAUGUGUGAACAUCUACAGCCGCCAGGGAUUUGCUCAGAGUUUCCUAAGGAGAAUGUCUUCAAGAAGUAACAUCACAAGCUGCGGCGUUACUGUCGAAAUAGUCUCCAAUAUCCCUGAGGACUCUCAGGGAGCAGAGGACCGGGAAGCCCUGGCAAGAAUGGCUGCAGACGUGGACUAUGACAACUCCACAGCUUACAUUGAGAAGUACUUACGCAGCGUUCUGGCCGUAGAGAACAUCCUCACCCUGGACCGGCUCCGUCAGGAGGUGGCAGUAAAGGAGCAGCUAUCUGGAAAAGGGAAACUGAGCAGGAGAAGUCUAAGUUCCCCCAACGUCCACAGGUUAUCAGGGAGUCGAGGGGAGUUGGGGGCGCAGCACAAUCUGGCGGGUAACAGAGGUCGAUGGGAGAGCCAGCAAGACGUGUCCCAGUCCUUAACCCUGUCCAACCGGAGCAGCACCUCACCCCGACCUGCCACAGCUGCGGGAUCGGGGCACAACCAGUCUCAAGACUCGGGUCACGAUACAUCAGUAUCGUCCUACUUGACCCCUGUCAAAUCCUUUGUGCCUCAGAUGCCCAAACUCCUUAAAUCUCUACUUCCUCAACGGGAUGAGAAGAACAGGCCCCCGGGAACCUUGGUGGUCCCUCAGGCCGUCCCUCGGAUUAUCGUCCAGUCUGCCAGUAUCGAGGACAGCGCCUUGAAGCCUAAGCCGGCUAACCAUGAGGAAUUGACUGUGGUCCGUCAACCAGUGAUUGCCCGCUCCCCAGUACAAGAUAAGAAAAGUGACAAGACACCAGUAGUGCCUUCCCAACCAAAAGUCUGUGAUUCUCCAGGACAAGAGUCCCAGGAAGGACCUCCAAGCCCACUCAGUGAAGCUUCGAGUGGAUACUUCUCCCAUAGUGUCUCCACAGCCACGCUAUCAGAGGCAUUAAACACGGGAAGUGAAGUGCCUACAGGACAGCCAUUGAGUCCAUUGGCCACCGAUAUUAGCUUGGCUAUAGUACCUACCUCCCAGGAGCCUGAGAAAGACCAUACUGGCAAGCUGAAUGCAGUAUCUGCUCACGAUAAUCUCUCAAGCAAGCCAGAGCCCUUGAAGGAGCUGGAGAAACCGGUUCUCACCAAAGACUCAAAUUACAAGGAAUAUCAGGACUUGAGUUCUAGCAACACACAUGAUACCAAGCCAUAUCCAAAAACAUCAACUGUUGAUGUCAUGUAUGUUCCCAUAAGCUCCGGAGGAUGUCCAACUGUAGACCUCUCCGUUCCUUCCCAAGACAAGCCCCUAGCAACAAGCUUGACAUCUUCUGAAAACCAAGACCCCAAGGAUUCUUCUGCACCAGGACCCAGUGAACACUUACUCCAAAGUAAAGUUGUAAUGUCACCUUUCAAAAUACAAAAGGUGAAAACAUCCGAGCUGAGGUCCUUCACACGGAUGCUCGGAGAUGAAACGCCAAGCUCCGAGAAGGUGGUGGGAACAGAUUCUAUAUUAAAGGGUAGUCAGGAAAAGUUACAGGACCAAGUGGGAAGUGGCGAAGACCCAUCGGAAGCAACCUCUGACACGGAGGAGUCUCAGGAGGUUCCUGAGUGGUUGAAAGAGGGAGAAUAUGUGACCGUUGGGACCAAUAAGAACGGUAUCGUAAGAUACGUUGGACCCGCAGACUUUCAGGAAGGAAUGUGGGUCGGUGUGGAGCUUGAUCUGCCUGCUGGCAAAAAUGACGGCUCUGUCGGUGGCAAACACUACUUUAAAUGCAACCCAGGCUAUGGUGUCCUAGUGAGACCUAACAGAGUGAAAAAAGCUACUGGUACUGCCCGGAGAAGAAGUGCUGGAUUGCGUUUGCAGGGAGGAACAGAAGACAGGAAAACUGGGAGCUUGUCCGGAUCUGCUGGAAAUCUCGCAGCAUUGACCGCCUUGGCCAAGCCCGAUAGAGCCGCUAACUUGAAGGCGGAUGCCCGUAAAAAGACGGAGAACAGAAAGUCAUGGGCUAAUUAAUCUACAACACACUACAAGAUGGUCAUCAUCUUCAGUGACUGUCUUCUUCACUACUAAUUCUAUGCUGUUCCUGCAGGUACAUCUGCUUAGAAAGUAGAUGAUGCAGCACCGGUACGGUAUUUUUAUCUCCACACCAGUGACCAAGGCUCAGCUCCGAUCCAAUUAUGCUUGUCAUAGUGUAAAAUCCACACCAUGCAGUUAUGAUGGCAUGGCCGAGCCCGUGAGGAGUGGAGAGCCUCCCAAAUGCCAUUCCUCAAUUUUUUUUAUAUUUUUUCUCCAACCAUCUAACAUAUACUGUAUGUGAAUCUACAUGUAUAUAUGUGUAUGUGUAAAUAUGUUCUAUACAUACAUUGUAUGUUAUUAAGGCAGGCAUCAUGCUGAUCCAUGAUCCUGUCCGACCUCUCAGACCAACACUGUGGCUUCUUCUUAGUCAUUUUGUCACAACCGCAAUCGGAGAGAAAUCUGACAAAAGGGAAAAUAGACUGGGACCAGUAUGUGUCCAGUUACGUCUGUAUGUAUACAUGUAUAUAGCAGGUUAUUAGUAUACAUAUACGUGGUUGGAAUUUUGGAAAGUGUAAUGUGCAAUGAGAAGCAAAGGCAGUCAUGUCAUACACAAAAUUUUACCUUGGCCAAUGUCCAUAAAUGGCUUCCCUGUAGGCCCAGUAUACAUGCUCUUAUUUUUGUGGUCAUAUGAUCCUUGUGUUAUGUUAAUGUUGUUUGAUUUAAGCAGUUUUUAUUUGUGUAAUCCCACUAUUACCACAGUUGUGGAUAAGACCACUCUCGUGUUUUUUUUAGGAGGAUUUGCAACAAUGAUUGAACUAUGAUCUGAUUAAUAAUGCAGGUGGGAUUGGUAUGGCUUGAGUGUUACUAAGAUGUUCCUCCAGCCUGCCCUGCCUAAUAUCCACAGUUGGGUGAACUAUUCCUAUUAGUCUGUCUUUGAGGUGAGAGCAAAGAAGGAGCAAGGAGGUUUUAAAGGACUCAACCCACAUGUUGUCUCUUAUUACCAUAGUAAUUAGAUUUAUAUAUGGAGAGCCUCUUGAGUACAAUACAGUCACUUAUCUCCUUAGCAUGUUAUUACGACUGCCUUUCUGUACUUUAAGCAUGGAGAAUGUUCUUCAUGUGACAACUAUGAAAGCACAAAAAUGUUCUAUAGAAGGUGGAGGGUCUUAUAUUUAUGUUAUUUAUGGGUGGUGGGAUGUGAUGAAGGGUAAUAGAAUCAUAUUAUUGGAGAUGGGGGGGGGGGGUGCGAUGUACAAUCUAACAGUUCUCUGUUGAUGACCACUACAACGCUCACUUGGUUAGAUUUUAAGGCAAGUGUGUCGUGACCAAAUCCCAUGUCAAAGGCUUGGCAAGGACAAGAUGAGACUUUUUGUUCUACAUCAUAAGCCAAGACCUAGUAUGCAGUUCAAGAAGAGCCGGUAUCUCUGGUGAAAGAUAGAAAGGGAUAAUACAGAACCUCUCAGCUACUUGACCUUUCAGAAACACCCUCUGUACUAAUACUGGUAGCAUCAUUUAUAGCUACAGCAAUCCUUGUUUAUCUCUGUACUUUGUAGACCCUUACCUGGUGUAGACCCUCCUGAGCUUACUGCACUCGUCUACCUCCACAUUGGAGGCCAUUUUGUCCACAACCUGGUGACUCUACUACUCUUCACACUUACAACAUGUCUAAAUGAUAGGUACAUUUUGAUGAUUUCACUUUAAAAAAUAAAAUAGAAUGGCCAUCAUCGACCUAGUAUUGAUCACAACCUUGCACUUGUUACACUAUAGAUAUGAUGCCACUGAAAAGCCUCAGGUUGGGGACCAUUGCUGUAGAUCAACAUCUUCUCCACUGAUGGUGUCACACUACGAUUCGCCUUCGAGCUUGCACUGUGAUAUCCACUAGUAUAGCACUUUCACCAGCACAGACGUCACUAAUGCAUAUGGAUCUAGGCAUGGUCGACAUGUGGAGAAGAUCAGGACCAAAUGUGAAAGCGGUGGGGGGUGUAAAUUAGCUUGCAGUUGAUUCCAAGGGCAAAUAAUAGCACAAAAAUGUGGCAUAUUUCCUAUAAAGUGCCUUAACCCUUUAGUCCACUUCAGACAGUAGUGGUGGCAGCUAUGGAGACUACAACGUUUUACAAAUUGGAGAUAGGUAGCUUUAGUGAUGGACCUCAUGGAUGUCUGGAACUUUCAAGAAAGGGUCAUUAACUCUUUAGUCAAGCCAGUCAAUAGGUCAACAUUGUCUGUUGUGAGAGAAGCUAAUUUGUAGGCACAUGGUCCCCUGGAUUUAUCUGGUCCUGUCUUAGGACAAUUACAUAUGCUUUGUAAAAAUCCUCUGCUGUCAAAUGGUGACAGCAAUCUACGGCUAUAGUUAGAUGGCUACUUGAGUUGAAUAUCAAAGGUCAAAAGAGCUCAGUUGUUUUGUUUUUUCUCUUAACUUCUUAAAUUAAAACAUUUUUGUAAACUUCUGUGGAUAGUAAUAAGUCAAGUUUCAAAAGAAGUUCCAUUUGAGGCCUCCUUCUGUACGUGCUUCUUGGUUGUCCGCUACUUCAUCACCCUCUAGCAUUCCUGUAGCUCAUCACGUUGCGUUCGGACACUUUGACCUAUCUAGUGUCUGAGAUGGUUGAGACCAAUUGUGAAGACCACCUGUCCUUUGUCUUCUUAGAGAUGUCCCCCAAUCCUAACAGAACCCCCACAUAUUUUGUGUAUUUUGUUUUUAGCAUGAUAGUAGUGUAAUAUUGUUCCAUCUUACAUCUCUGCCAAGUAUCUGUUGCAAAACCACACUUGCCUUUCUGUUGAGAUGCUCCUUUUGAACCACUUAUAGAUGGAGCACGCAUAGACAAGACUGUCACCCGAUGUUGCCCAUAUCUGGACUGUAGUGAACUGGCAACCACUGUAAUUUGGGGCAAUUUUGCUCCAUGCCAGAGCUGUGGUGUAUCCCCUGUGUUUAUAGCCCCCCCAUCCCGAGAGGAGGUUAGAAGGUAAAAGCGAUCUGUACACUAUCUGGUGGAAGUAGCUUUUAAAUUCCUUUGUACAUAUUUUAACGCACUUUACUUGACCUUAAUCAGCCAUACGUGGUUAAAAUCAAGCAAAAAAAAAAAUCAAAAACAUCUCAUGUCAUAUUAAAAACAUUUGUGAUUUUUUUUUUAUUUUAUUGCUUGCACUGAUGCUGCUGCAGUUUUAGAGAUUUUCUACAUAUAUGAAUAGAUUUAAUUUUUUAUUGUCCAGUGAUAGCUGGAGCCUGCAACCCACUGCCACCAAUCGGGAAAUCUUUAUGGGUGCAGAGCCCAAGGAAGAUAAAUUAUGCUUGGUUAAGUUAUAUCUUGAAGUUUUGACCUGCCAGGGUUGGACUUGAGUGUUUUGAGCAGGGGCGGAGACUAAUGACAUUGUUCAACCCAUGCUUAGAGUUCACACCCCGUGAGAUUCUUGACCUUUCAACUCGUUGAACAUCUAACACUUUCAAUGAGGGGAGGAGAAAUCCAUGGUCCUCAAGGUUUAAAGCCAAACUCCAUUAGUGGGCCCUGUUGUCUCCAGAGGAGGGGAUCGAGGCUAAAGACAUGACCCCCCCCCCCCUCCCCUCUGUUUUGUUGUCACUUAAUAUGAGAUACGUUCAGCUGUUCAACUAGCCGGGCAUCUCAGGCUUUUACGAGGUGGGAAACUGAUCCUACUAUGUUCAAAGCUGAUGGACCAGGCUGGCCCUCAAGCAAUGUCUGGAUGGCACAGUCUCCCCCUGAUGGCUGCCUUAUUUCUACAUUCCAAAAAUAUCAACCCACUCUUCUUUUUCUUGUUUUUCACCAUAGCCCUCACCCACGGCGGCCUUCAUGAACAUAUCUGCUUCUUUUUGGCAAUACUAAUUCUAAUGUGCCUUAAUUUUCCUAGAUAUUUUUAGACAAUUAAACCUUUUUAUACUUGCAGUUGGGCAAACGAGACUCCAUACGUCUACACUGGGGCCCUUGUUUUUCAUUUUGUCUUUUUUUUGUGCUUUUUUCUUUCUUUUCCCCUUUUCAUUACAGAAAUGAAAUUCACUGAGUUUUUUUUCUAGGAUUUGAUUAAAUUAGUACAUUUGCAAAUCAAGCAGCUGGCACAUAAAAGUAACGAUGUAAUAAUGGCGCCUGGAAUCGGCUCUCUCCCGGCUUAGUGUUGUGGUAUUAAAAAAAAAAAAAAAACUUUUCUUGCCUCGAGAUUCCGACUCCCGUGUCCCUUAUUUGCUCGGCCAUAAAGGGUUGUACCGAGAGCCGCUGUGUAGUAAUUAGCACCGUGAUCUAGUUACCGUAUAUCUUAAUAAGUUUUUAUGUUUUACGUCUGUUGAGAGGGACAGGCCGUUUUUGUUUUGGGUUUGAGCUGGGACUUGUAGUUCCUCCGCAUAUCGGGAAUGCACAGCUUGUCACCUCUAUAGUUUGUUUAGUGUUGUAGCUUCUAACCACUUCUCAAUGUUCACAUGAUUUGUGUUUGGGCCGGAGAUGUCCUCAAGAAUUUUUGGACAAUGAAUUAUAGAUUUUUUUUAAAAAUAAAAGAGCUGAAUUCCAAAGAGAUGUCCAAGUAGAAGAAGCGGAUCUGGACUUCUGAUGCAAAACAAUCUUCACUUUAUGGCCAUAAACAAAAUACAGGCAGAGGUGACGCGUUUCAGCAUUGCUUCGUUAGGAAAAAGGUGGUGUAGCCGAAACGCGUCACAUCUGCCUGUAUGUUUUUGAUUUGCAUCAGAAGCGAGUACUGACCCGCUUCUUCUACUUAGAUGUAUGGACCCGCGACCCAGGAGACGAGCACCACCUCCUUCCAGUGUGCCGACUGAUUAUCUCUACAAAGAGACAUCCAUGAAAUUUGAGAAUUUUUAAAAAAAGAAAGUUAUUUUAUUGUAUUAAACUGCUGUACGAUGCUCAACGAUGUCCAAUUAAUAAACUUUUUUAAACUUG
Bufo gargarizans (Asiatic toad) is the source of this 10741-nucleotide messenger RNA. It is a transcript of the gene KIF13B, whose product is annotated as kinesin family member 13B. Gene Ontology annotation, molecular function: ATP binding; microtubule motor activity; cell adhesion molecule binding. Gene Ontology annotation, biological process: regulation of protein localization; microtubule-based movement. The coding region runs from base 63 to 5855 and encodes 1930 amino acids. The transcript has 40 exons. Gene Ontology annotation, cellular component: adherens junction. The record is from RefSeq and is a predicted model, not a curated record. NCBI's taxonomy places the organism in Eukaryota, Metazoa, Chordata, Amphibia, Anura, Bufonidae.